Triticum aestivum (bread wheat) is the source of this 1540-nucleotide messenger RNA. Its product is annotated as haloalkane dehalogenase. The transcript is spliced from 11 exons. Gene Ontology annotation, molecular function: catalytic activity. Gene Ontology annotation, cellular component: chloroplast. The record is from RefSeq and is a predicted model, not a curated record. The coding region runs from base 128 to 1333 and encodes 401 amino acids. Lineage: Eukaryota; Viridiplantae; Streptophyta; Magnoliopsida; Poales; Poaceae.
UGGCUCGCGGGCCGCGGCGCCGCUGAGCCAACCGAAGCAUUUCGCCUCGCGGCCACAUUCCGCCGGACUCCACCACCAGCCGCUGGCACCCCCAUCGAUCCAGGCAGCAGCCACCGCCGCCGCCGCCAUGUCCGGCUGCCCCUGCUCCACCUCCACCUCCGCCUCCUACUCUCCACUCUCCCUCCUGCCCCCUCCCAGUUCCGUCGCCGCCGCCUCCAGGCGCAGCACCGUCGCCUUCCACUCCUCGCGCGGCCCGCGGAGCGGCUGGACACGGCGGAGAGGCGCGUGCGCAGUAGUCGCGGCGAGCAGCAGCAGCAAGGACGAGAAGGCCGAGGCGGGGGAGGAGGAGGAGGGGGAGCCGGCGUUCAACCCGUUCGGGUUCGUCACGGACAACCCGUCGAGCCGCAGCGCCAUCCAGCUGCCCGCGUCGCCCGCCCAGGACGGCAAUGUCGGCCAGAUGCUCUACAGGACGGAGGACAAAGGGAGGGAGUACGGCAAGAGCGUGAGAUCAGGGGAGUUUCGAUGGUUCGUGAGGCAAACAGGUUCUCCUGAUUCACGGCGUGGGACUAUUAUGUUUCUUCACGGUGCUCCAACUCAGUCAUUUAGUUAUCGCACGGUUAUGGCUCAGAUGGCAGAUGCUGGCUACCAUUGCUUUGCGCCUGACUGGAUAGGAUUUGGGUUCAGUGAGAUGCCACAGCCUGGAUAUGGAUUCGAUUUCAAAGAAGAGGAGUUCCACAAGGCAUUUGAUGAACUUCUUGUUACUCUAAAUAUCACUGAACCAUUCUUCUUAGUUGUCCAGGGAUUUCUUGUAGGUUCUUAUGGUCUGACAUGGGCAUUGAAGAACUCAAACAAACUUCUUAAGGUAGCAAUCCUUAACAGCCCACUUACUGUUUCUUCUCCAGUGCCUGGAGUCUUUAAGCAGCUCAGAUUUCCACUUGUGGGCGAAUUUACCUGCCAAAAUGCUAUCCUGGCUGAGAGAUUCAUUGAAGCAGGUAGCCCGUACGUGCUGAAGUCAGAGAAGGCUGACGUAUACAGAUUGCCGUAUUUAUCAAGUGGUGCACCUGGAUUUGCAUUACUUGAAACUGCCAGGAAGGCCAAUUUUCAAGAGGUAUUAAGCAAAAUUUCGGCUGGAUUUUCAUCCAACAGCUGGGACAAACCAAUAUUGCUGGCAUGGGGGGAGUCGGACAAGUACCUACCGCUCUCGAUAGCCGAGGAGUUCAAGAAAAACAAUCCAUCAGUGGUGAAACUGAAGCCCAUCGAAGGAGCUGGCCACAUGCCGCAGGAGGACUGGCCAGAGAAGGUGGUGGCGGCCCUGAAUUCCUUCCUGUAUUAGUCUAUCCAUUGAAGGAGGUCAUCAUACAUACAAGGUUAAAGAUGUGGUUGAUCAGUUGGUAUAUACGUACGUCAUGUAUAAAAUUGUACAGUUCAGAUGCACGGUGUGUAAAUGGAAGGGUUGAGGACAACUUGCGUGUAAAUACAAGAGUUGAUUACACACACAUGGUACAUUUACUCGCACUGUAAAUGGAAGGGUUGAAGAUCA